Molecule: messenger RNA, 1755 nt
Organism: Triticum aestivum (bread wheat)
Lineage: Eukaryota; Viridiplantae; Streptophyta; Magnoliopsida; Poales; Poaceae
Product: obtusifoliol 14-alpha demethylase-like
Exons: 2
Coding region: 47-1474 (475 amino acids)
Molecular function (GO): monooxygenase activity; heme binding; oxidoreductase activity, acting on paired donors, with incorporation or reduction of molecular oxygen
Source: RefSeq, a predicted model, not a curated record
CCUCUGGGUAGCAUGUUUUCCUAUUUUCUUGGCAAUCUUGUCGACAAUGAUGGCCCGACGACGACCGACGGUCUCCCAAACAACGAAGCGAUCACCUUCUCCACCGCCCAUGGCCCCAGGGGCUCCCCUUGUUGGGAUCCUCCCGGCGCUUCUCGCCAAGGGCCCGCUGCAAGUGAUUCGCAACGCCCACACGGAGAUGGGGAGCGUGUUCACGGUGAGGCUGUUGCAUCGCAAGGUGACCUUCCUGGUUGGGCCAGACGUGUCGAGCCAUUUCUACCAAGGGCUGGACAUGGAGAUUAGCCAGGACGAGGUCUCCCGGUUCACCAUUCCGACUUUCGGCCCCGGCGUCGCCUUCGACGUGGACUUCGCUACUCGUCGCGAGCAGUUCCGCUUCUUUGGUGACGCCAUGAAGCCGGCCAAGCUCAGGACUUACGCCGGACUUAUGGUGCGCGAAGUCGAGGAGUACUUUGCUAGAUGGGGACAGUCCGGCACGGUUGACUUGAAGCAGGAGCUAGAGCACCUCGUCACGCUCGUAGCCAGCCGGUGCUUGUUCGGGGAGGAGGUCCGGGCCAAGAUGUUCGGCGAAGUCGCAACGCACCUCCGUGAACUCAACGACGGCAUGCGCCUCGUCACCAUCAUGUUCCCGCACCUGCCCAUCCCGGCGCACCGCAGGCGCGACAGGGCGCGUGCUAGGCUCGGCGAGAUAUUCUCCGACAUCGUCAGCUCCCGCAAAGCAAGCUACCCUGACGGCGGCCCCGACGACAUGCUGCAAUGCCUGAUCGAUUCCAGGUACAAAGACGGCCGCGCCACGACCGAGACGGAGGUCGUCGGGAUGCUUGUCUCGGCGCUGUUCGCGGGGCAGCACACAAGCUCCAGCACGAGCACGUGGACCGGAGCGCGCCUCCUCGUGCGCGCCAACUCCGAGCACCUGCGCGCCGCCGUCCGGGAGCAGGAGCGGAUCGUGGCACGGCACGGCGACCGCAUGGACUACGAGGUCCUGCAGGAGAUGGACACCCUCCACCGCUGCGUCAAGGAGGUUCUGCGGCUCCACCCGCCGGCGAUGAUGCUGCUGCGUCACGCGCGCCGGAGCUUCACCGUGCGGACCAGGGAGGGUGACGAGUACGAGAUCCCGGAGGGGCGCACCGUCGCGAGCCCGCUGGUGCUCCACAACUGUCUCCCGCACGUGUACAGGGACCCGGAGAGGUACGAGCCGAACAGGUUCGGUCCGGGCAGAGGGGAGGACGGGGCCGGCGGAGCAUUCUCAUACACGGCGUUCGGUGGCGGGCGGCACGCCUGCGUCGGCGAGGCGUUCGCGUACAUGCAGAUCAAGGUGAUAUGGAGCCAUCUGCUGAGGAACUUCGAGAUGGAGAUGGUGUCGCCGUUCCCCGAGACGGACUGGAACGUGGUCAUGCCGGGGCCCAAGGGGAAGGCCAUGGUCCGCUACAGCAGAAAGAGGAUGUCAGCGGCCGCCUAAAUCACGAGCUGAUAGAUGCGCUACGUGUAUCUACUUCAUGUUGCAUGUUUACUUUCUCCUCGCACCAAUAAAUUGCCGUUCUAAAGUAAGUUAACUGUUGCGCUUGAAUUAGGAGUACUGUAUUUGUUCGACAAGCCAAUGAUGGAGCGCCUUUCGUGAGAGUGGCAUGUAUAUACAGUGGUGACCGUGUGUGUGUACUAUAGCUGAGCACUUUAAGACUUGUCAAGUUUUUUUUUUGCGGGGAUGACUUGUCAAGUUAUCAUACCGCCUCUUGGCAAAAU